UCCCAAAGCAGAGCAGAGCCGUUGGAUAAAUAGUAAGUGGUCGAAAUAAUCAAAUCGCAGAAAAUAUCGGAAAAGAAGCCAAAUCAACCAAAACUCACCAUUGUUUAAACAUUCCAAAACAUUAACUGAAAAAGUGACUGAAAAACUUGGAAGCGAUUUUCUUUUUUGGUGAAAGAAUAGGAAUUUGUAUAAGCAAGCCGGGCGGUGCGACGAGCAGAGCCGUCGCACAGAGGCUCAGGCAUCCCGCAGCACAACCUGAUAGUACUUCUACAUCAUCAACUCUCUACGAUAAGUCAUCGUCUACCAAGAUGAAGGGGCUUUUCAAAUCCAAGCCGCGAACUCCCGUCGAUAUCGUGCGCCAAACGCGUGAUCUCCUCAGCUUCGCCGCCCGCUCCUCCGAAAGUCGUGAAUCCAAGCGGGAAGAGAAAGUUCGUUAUUGAAAACACCUUUUACACAUAGCAUCUUAAUUGUUUCGACUUGGUUUUAUUGCUAUUCGAUUUCUUUUCUUUGUUGAUCUGGAUCGCCCCCUUUGGAUUUUGAUGACGGCAGCAUGUGAUAUAGUUACUAUUGGAAUCAAAUAUAUGGCAGAAUUGUUUAAGAAUUUAAGGGAGUUGAAAUCUAUUCUUUAUGGAAAUAGUGAAUCUGAGCCAGUCUCAGAAGCUUGUGCACAACUGACUCAAGAGUUCUUCAGAGAGAACACGCUGCGGCUCUUGAUCACUUGCCUUCCUAAAUUGAACUUAGAGGCAAGGAAAGAUGCCACUCAAGUUGUUGCCAAUUUGCAAAGGCAACAAGUGAAUUCGCGGUUGAUUGCUUCUGAUUACUUGGAAGCGAACUUAGAUCUUUUAGAUAUUUUAAUAGCAGGUUAUGAAAACACAGACAUGGCUUUACAUUAUGGUGCAAUGUUGAGAGAAUGCAUACGGCAUCAGACUGUUGCAAGGUAUGUUUUGGAGUCACAGCACAUGAAGAAGUUUUUUGACUAUAUACAACUUCCAAAGUUUGACAUUGCUGCUGAUGCUGCUGCAACUUUUAAGGAGCUCUUGACAAGGCAUAAGUCCACUGUAGCUGAAUUUCUUUCCAAGAACUAUGACUGGUUUUUUGAGGAAUAUAACUCAAAGUUGAUGGAAUCAAGCAACUACAUUACGAGACGACAAGCUAUCAAGUUGUUGGGAGAAAUUUUGUUAGACCGCUCAAAUGCAGCUGUCAUGACCAGAUAUGUGAGCUCAAAGGAUAACUUAAGGAUUCUUAUGAAUCUUCUAAGGGAAUCAAGCAAGAGCAUUCAAAUAGAAGCUUUUCAUGUUUUCAAGUUGUUUGCUGCAAAGCAGAAUAAGCCUCCAGACAUUGUUAGCAUACUCGUUGCCAAUAAAAGCAAGCUUCUACGAUUGUUUGCGGAUUUCAAGACUAAUAAAGAGGAUGAACAGUUUGAGGCGGACAAGGCUCAGGUUGUGAGAGAAAUCGCUGCCCUUGAGCUUAGAGACCGCCCAUAGUGAACUCUAGUGUACUGUAAUCUCUUUUUGUUUUUGUUUUUUUCUUCUUUUUUUUUUAAAAAAAAUAACUAACACAAGUUGACUGCACCAUAUAGUGAUCUCGUGGUCCUUUCAGAAGGACGUGUAAUAUGUAAAAGGAAAAAAAAAUCAAUUGUGAUCCUCUUUCUUAGAA
Molecule: messenger RNA, 1656 nt
Organism: Gossypium raimondii (Peruvian cotton)
Lineage: Eukaryota; Viridiplantae; Streptophyta; Magnoliopsida; Malvales; Malvaceae
Product: putative MO25-like protein At5g47540
Exons: 11
Coding region: 540-1484 (314 amino acids)
Biological process (GO): intracellular signal transduction
Molecular function (GO): protein serine/threonine kinase activator activity
Source: RefSeq, a predicted model, not a curated record